AUGCACACCAAGACGCCAUCAGUGACCUGCAUGGUCCUCACAUUCCUCACCUUCUCUUCUCUCACCCUCGCAUAUCCUGUAUCUACAUCGAAGAAGGACGUUGUAUCGAGAGCGGUGAGUUCGAGAUCUCCUGACCCGCGAAUGAUCCCUCAAGCCGAUACCCCGGACGACGAGAACAGCGAUCUUAUCGACACCCUCUUCGACUCUAUCGGACUCCAUGACUUGACCAAGCUCAACCACUGGAAGUCAGACAAUGAGCCCGAUAAGUCUGAUCAGCCUGAUGUCAUUGAUGACAGCAACAGCCCUACAAAGACCGUGACCAGCCAAAACAACGAUGUCGAUCAAGAUGAUGACAAGGCGACGGAUAAUGGGAAGGAUAGCAAUAAGGUUGCAGAUGACUCGACCUCCCAAGACUACGAGAAAUACUCUGACAACAGUAAGAACAGUAAGGGUAACACCCUUCCGAACCCUGCAUCGGACGCUUCAGGGUUCGCGAAGGCCUUGAUGCAGAAGAUACAGGACGCUGUCAAGGAUGCUCUGGAUAGCAGCGACGAGCACACGCUUCACUGA
This is a messenger RNA of Aspergillus tubingensis, 570 nucleotides long. RefSeq lists its product as uncharacterized. The record is from RefSeq and is a predicted model, not a curated record. The transcript has 2 exons. Bases 1 to 570 code for a protein of 189 amino acids. NCBI's taxonomy places the organism in Eukaryota, Fungi, Ascomycota, Eurotiomycetes, Eurotiales, Aspergillaceae.